AUGGCUCUCAACAUCCCCGGAGUGACCGUUAUGAUGUUUUUCUACCUGCUGGUGCUCGGGAUCGGCAUCUGGGCUUCCAUCAAGUCCAAAAAGAAAGCCAAGCAGGGCCAGGGGGAUAAGACGGAGAUGGCUCUGCUGGGGAACCGAGGAAUCAACCUGGUGGUCGGCAUCUUCACCAUGACAGCUACAUGGGUUGGAGGUGGAUUCAUUGUGGGCACAGCAGAGGCCGUGUACAACCCCUCCAUGGGACUGAUCUGGGCUGUCAUGCCCAUCGCAGCAACCAUGUGUUUCAUCAUCGGUGGCCUGUUCUUUGCUGAGCCGAUGAGAAACAACAAAUAUGUGACCAUGAUGGAUCCUUUCCAGAUCAAAUAUGGAAAAGUACCGACGGCCGCUCUGUCGCUGGCUUCGCUCAUAUCAGAGAUUAUGUGGGUGACAGGAACACUCAUAGGAUUAGGUGUAACCAUGAGUGUGAUCCUGGAUUUGUCCUACACUGUGAGCAUCUGGAUCUCUGCUGCUGUGGCCAUCACCUACACAUUGCUGGGAGGUCUCUACUCUGUGGCCUACACAGAUAUUAUACAGCUCAUUCUUAUUUUCAUCAGCUUGUGGCUGUGUGUCCCUUUUGCACUGAUGAACCCUGCUGUGUUGGACAUCACGGAGACGGCUUACAACAGCACCUUCCAGUCUCCGUGGGUUGGUACUCUGGAGGCAGACAGAGCCUGGAGGUGGAUCGAUAACUUUCUACUGCUGGGUUUGGGAAACCUGGGUCUUCAGAACUUCCACCAGAGGACACUGUCCGCUGCCUCCUCGGCUACAGCCAAGAUCACCUGCUUCACUGCCGCGUUCAUCGUUCCCUCGUUAGGCAUCCCCCCGAUACUCCUCGGUGCAGUGGCUGCAUCAACAAACUGGAACUUGACCUCCUAUGGAUCCCCGUCUCCAUUUGAGCGUGGGGAGACAGGACUCGUCCUGCCCAUCGUCCUGCAGCACCUCACCCCGACCUACAUCUCCAUCGUCGGUAUCGGGGCGGUGGCCGCUGCUGUGAUGUCAUCCACUGACUCUGCCUUGCUGUCUGCAGCUUCUAUCUUCACCUCCAACAUUUACCGGAACAUCCUGAGGACACAGGCUUCAGAGCAGGAGAUCCAGUGGGUGAUCCGGGUCUCAGUGGUGGUGGUGGGCCUGGCCGGCACAUCUCUCACCUUCCUGGAUAACAGUGUCCUGAUGAUCUGGCUGCUUCGCUCCGACCUCACCUACACCCUCAUGCUGCCGCAGUUGGUCUGCGUCCUCUUCUUCGACAUCUCUAACGGUUACGGGGCCGUCCUGGGCUGUGUGGUGGGCAUGCUGUUGCGGGUGCUGUGCGGGGAGCCGCUGCUUGGGAUACCACCCGUUAUCCAAUUCCCAGGAUGCACUCUGGUUAACGGUGUCUACAUCCAGAAGUCCCCAAUCAGAACCAUCUGCAUGCUGUCUGCUGUGGUGGCCAUCUUAUUGUUCUCCUACCUGGCUUCUCUGCUUUUUAACAGAGGCCUAAUUCCUGAGAAAUGGGAUGUUUUCAAUGUGAAGACUCAGUACUCGACACAAACACAAGGUGGGGCCAAAUCAGACACAAGGAACCAGAACUUGAGAGAAGAGAAUGAGAACAAUGAAGCCUGUGAACCUAUGUUAGAAUCAACAUUUUAAGUGAGAAAUCUCACUUGAAAUACAUUUUGCAUUUGUUUGAACUGGUUUAAGAAAAAAAUAAUGUAAUGUGUAAAGAUACGCUUACAGUACAGUAUAGCAUAUUUUCAUUUUGUAUACUUUUAUAUGCUGCCUAAAUGGGGGGAAAAAACAAACAAACAAACAAAAAAAACAUUACACAUAUGCUUUUGUUUUAAGAGCUCAGCAUGCUCUCUGCAAUUUUAUGCAGCAGUGAUACUUUCAAUGGACCCCAGGGCACAAACACAUACACACCCUGGGCAGAAAUGGUCAUAAUGGUUCAUAACUGUUGUUUGAACAGUAAUAGCAGCUGAAAACUGCACAUUAACAUUAGUAUUUUGUACAUGGAAAUGAAAGAGUGCUUCUCAAAGCUUGAGAUCUAUCUAUUAUGCUACAUACAAUGCUACAGGACCCUACACAAAACUAGAGAAAACAACAAUACUAAUGUUUUAAAUCAAUAUCAGAAACCAUAAAAUAAAGCAGUCAAUGUAGACUUUUUCUGCUCUCAAACACUUAACUUGCUUUACUCACAGUGACCUAUGCUCUGUUAUGUUGGGAAAAUAAACAAAGAUACAUUGUCAGCUCAGGCUAGGUUUUGAUAUAUAGUAAUAUUAGAGGACAUGGAUUUGGAUCAGGUGCAAAAGAACACGAAUGAGAAAUCCCUACUUUUGACUGAGCUCUUUGAAUUUCCAAAGACAAAUAUUAAUAACUGCCACUUAUUACAGGGACUCUGGCUUAGGGGCACCUGUGCCUGCUUGGCUUGUAAAAUAAUCCAUCCAUGCUUUAAAAGUAAUUUUAUAUUUGAUUGCACACCCUUCCUCCUUUGGUCUAACUCCUGAUUUCAUGGUAAGCUCAGAAUUUACAAACAGUGGCUGUCAACAGUGAAGUAUUGUUAAUGUUGAAGGCAUGGCAUCGCCAGUGGUUUGGUUACUGCUGACAUGCUGCACAACUGCUAAAUGAACAAAUACAGAGAAACACCAGCUGGACUAUUUUAACAACCCAAUGACAGGCUCUUUUAUGUCUUGAAGGCCAGCUGAUUAAAUUAUGUUGUACUCAGGGCUGAGCAAAACCGAUUACAUGGAGGCAAAGAGGGUUUAGUGAUUGCAAAUUUUUAAUAUAAUAAAAAUAAUUUAGAAUAAACCUCCUGUCUUUGCCACGGCCAUUAGUUUCUUUACACUUGCACAUUAUUGUCUUAUUGUCUUGAAGUAUUAUUUCAGGUUUCUCGUUAGGCUGUGUGUGUAAAGCGUGCUCCUGCAUUUGAAACACAACACCCGGAAUGUCUUUUUAAAUAACUUUAGAUGUUUGAAACACUAGAUGCCAGAGACCACUUUAAAAUGGUUUCUCACUUCCACCAAGCAAAUGUCAUAAACAUUAAAAGGAAUCUCUGGUGUUUGUUAGCCUUGCCAAACCUCUACAAUAGAGAUAAUGAGAUAAUUAAUGGUGAUAAAAAUAUGAUAUAAUAAUAAGAUAUAAUACCUCGGUUAACAAAUACCAGAAUUUACAUUUAAGCACCUGGACAAUAUGUUAGGUAUGCUGAUACACAAGACUUUCCAAAAUAAGAUACUAAGAUAGAAAGGUAUCCACUCUUCUCUACUGGUAUAUUUAAGCACUUACUGGGUCAAUAAUAUUUUUUUUUAAUAGUUGAGAUGGUUUAACAUAAAACACAUUUCACAUGGACAGAGGCAUUUUAAAAAUAUCAAAAUCUGCAUGGAUAUGUGGCUAAACAUGGACACAGUAAGUGUUAAACUCCAAUUCCUUAAAGUCCACGGGACAUAACCUGACUUCAUGUGUCCUAUGGGCUUAUGAUGACACACAAAAAUAACCACCCUCUGCUUCAUAAUUCAACAUGGGACUGUGUGGUAUGCCAGGCAGUGACAGAUGUCUGUACUCUCCCUCCUCCCUGAUGUCUGUGUCAAUCUAAGUCGAGUAGCAGUAUAUCAGCAUGGUAUUACAUAAGGUGACAUCUCGCUCCUGACUUGUCUGUGUGCCAACAGCUCUGGUGGAACAAUCGUCCCACAGGACACAGCAACACAGACUGAGAUAAAGGUCUUCUAUAAUAAGACUACACAAAAGGACGCUGCUCUGGCUACUUCCUGUGUCCUCCAUUUGACAGUUGAUGGUGAGGUUGAUAACGAGGUUCAGAAUGCAAAAUCUAAAUAUGCAGUACCAGGAUAGUAAAGGUGUAAUGGAGAUUAAUGUUGGAUUAAUAAACCAGCAGCUCCAAAAUGACACAGGUUAUAUGACCUUGAAAUUGUAUUUCUGUUUCUCUGCAUGUUCAAUUCAUGUUUUUUGGAAAUUAUUCUGGUAAAGGCAUUAUACUCCUCAUGUUACUCUGUCACUAAAUCAGAGGUUCAGGUCAAACUUCCCUCAUGAGCGUCAUAGAAGAAGAAGCUACAAACUGUGCAAAUAAUGAGGCUACUGUUGUGUCUGCAUUAGGUGCACCAACAACAAAAGUUUUGUGCAUGAUGAAACACAGAUUUUUCUUUUUAAACAGGUAGCACUGAAGCUCUUGUAUUUGUUCUCUAAAAGUGAGAUAAAUAAAGACGAGUGUGCAGAAUUGUACUUAGAGCAAUAAACACAAGUAAUAGGAGUAAACUACUACUCUGAGAAACAGAUACACAAGUUGACCUUGGUUACAUCUUGACGUAAUCUGCCACAAUUCACUUUUUCUGUGGGAUUAUUUAAACAAGACAUUUAUCUCAGGUAUGGAAAGUGCAGGACUGGAUGGGAGGUUUACAUGGGGACGAAUUACAGGCUGUGGAUGUAAUGACACCUACUGGCCACCUGGUUGUAUAACAGUGCACCAAACCUGUAAAACAUUUUUUAAACAAUUUAGCAGGCAUAUUCAUCCAGUAAUAUGAGUUUAUACUCCGUUCUAACAUUACAGCCUACACAGUAGAAAGCACAAUUGCAAGGAUGUGUCCAUGAAUCUCAGUUUGACAAAACACUGCAAGUUUAGCAGGAAGAAAUUGUCCACCAUCACAGCCAAGCUGAACCCCUACAUCCUACCUGUAGGUUGUAGGGGUUCUGUAUCUUACUCGAGUCAAGUCAGUAUGACAUUGGACACUACUUUUCCUUUUGGGUCAGACUGUGUACUGAUGUUCAUUGCCUCUAGAAUAGUACAGUCCAUAUUUAGUAAGGCUGCUACUACUAAGUUUUUUCAGCAGGAAAUUAGCAAAGAUGAUAUUCAACUUAGUUGUUUAAAAUUCUUAGUUUUCUCAUCUGAUCAGCAGCCAAAAACCAGUGGGUAUAACAUAUAAAUAAAACAUCACGUUUGCAGUCAAUUAUCAAAAUUAUCAAUUUACUCGACUAAUUACAGACAUACGAAUUGUCUGAGGAAAUGUGAAGGUAGACAUGAAGUGUUUGGACAAAAAAAUGCAGAUUCAACAACUACUUUAAAUUUCAGCAACACUGAUGAGACAUCACGACUGGAUGAGGUAUUAUUAUAUAAUUUAACAAUUUAUUUUCCACACUUUUAAAUAUUAAGUUUUAAAUUUUAAUGAUAAAACAAUCAGAGUUUGAGGUGAAUUUAAAGGUUGCUUCAACAAUUGAUCACAGAAAAUGGCUGCUUUUCUGACCUUUGGGAGUCAAAACCCUCAAGUAUGUUACACAUCAGAUAAAACCUCAAUCAGUUACACCACAGCAGGCAUUUUGACAGAUGACCGAAAAAAAAUGACCGCAAUGUCGCCUGUUCAAUUGCAGCUGGGGAAAUCAUUCUCUCUUACCCCACUUUUCCUGUCUCACUACAUCGUUAAAUUGUUGCAUAAUGGUUAAAAUUAUGAGAACGUAUUGUAACAUCAUUGACUGGGGCUCUGAUUUGCUCUGACAAUAUUUAACAACAGGCUACAGAAGUAUGAGGUUUAUCAGGUUUAUCAUCAUUUUGUGUUGAUUUAUCUUUUGAAAGUAGAUCACUGAUUCUGACACUGAGUUUGUUUUUCUUAUAUAUAUAUAUCUUUC
Messenger RNA from Lates calcarifer (barramundi perch), 5643 nucleotides. Its product is annotated as high-affinity choline transporter 1-like. Gene Ontology annotation, molecular function: choline:sodium symporter activity. The record is from RefSeq and is a predicted model, not a curated record. Lineage: Eukaryota; Metazoa; Chordata; Actinopteri; Centropomidae. Gene Ontology annotation, cellular component: plasma membrane. Gene Ontology annotation, biological process: acetylcholine biosynthetic process; transmembrane transport; choline transport.